This is a messenger RNA of Cygnus olor (mute swan), 2481 nucleotides long. RefSeq names its product calcium homeostasis modulator family member 2 (gene CALHM2). The transcript has 2 exons. NCBI's taxonomy places the organism in Eukaryota, Metazoa, Chordata, Aves, Anseriformes, Anatidae. Bases 5 to 964 code for a protein of 319 amino acids. The record is from RefSeq and is a predicted model, not a curated record. Gene Ontology annotation, molecular function: monoatomic cation channel activity.
CAAGAUGGCCGCCCUCGUUGCUGAAAACUUCCGCUUCCUCUCCUUGUUCUUCAAGAGCAAAGAUGUGAUGAUCUUCAACGGCCUGGUGGCCCUGGGCACAGUGGGUAGCGAGGAGCUCUUCUCAGUCGUUGCCUUCAACUGCCCCUGCUCCCCAGCCCGUAACUACAUCUACGGGCUGGCUGCCAUCGGUGUCCCAGCUCUGGCACUCUUCCUCAUCGGUGUCAUCUGGAACAACCACACCUGGAACCUAGUGGCUGAGUGCCACAAACGUGGCACCAAGAAUUUCUCCACUGCUGCUACUUUUCUCCUCUUUGGCUCCAUCAUGGGCCGGGCAGCCGUGGCACCCGUCACCUGGUCAGUCAUCUCGCUGCUGCGUGGGGAGGCUUACAUCUGCGCCCUCAGCGAGUUUGUCAGGCCAUCCUCCCUGGACAAGUUCCCAGCUGAGUACGGAGCUGAGGUGCUAGCAAGGUUCCCCUGUAAAGACAUACCAUCGAACCUCACCAAGUUCAGGGACGAGGUGACACGGAGGCUGAGAUACGAGUCCCAGCUCUUUGGCUGGCUGCUCAUCGGGAUCGUCGCGGUCCUGGUUUUCCUCACCAAGUGCCUGAAGCACUGCUGUUCACCACUGAGCUACCGGCAGGAGGCCUACUGGGCCCAGUACCGUGCCAACGAGGACAAGCUCUUCCGCCGCACAGCUGAAGUCCACUCCAGGAUCCUGGCAGCCAAUAACGUGAAGCAUUUCUUUGGUUUUGUGGCGCUGGACAAGGAGGAGAAGGAGUUGGUGCAGGAGUUCCCAGUGGAGGGUGUCCAGCCAAGCCCCCAGUGGAACGCCAUCACAGGUGUCUACAUCUACCGGGAGAACAAGGGCUUCCCCCUCUACAGCCGGCUCCACAAAUGGGCCAAAGGGGUGGAAGGGAACGGGCCAACCCCAGAGGGCCAUGAAAUGCUCUUUUUGGCUUCUUAAGACAGACAGGCACUGGGAGCAGUUCCCCAGACUGCCUGGCAGGCCUAUCAGUAUCGGUGUGCAGCUGAUGGAUUCACUGGGAAUAUUGCUCCCAGCAGGAUUACUUUUCUCAGAAGGUAAAAAGGGAUCAACAGCCUCAAGGUAGAGGCCGAUAAGCAAUAGAGAAAACUCAGGAACCCCUCCCUCGGAGACAACCAUCUUGCCAAUGAUCCCAGAGAUACAAGGGGAGCAAACAGCAGGUGCACCACCUUACCUCCAGGCUGGUGGUGAGUCCUGCUGUCUAAUCACCAGCAGAAACGUCAGGGAGCAAGAGGUGGGACCAUUUCUAACUGUGACUACUGCAGUCCCACCCAUCUUACCCCCAACCCCAGCAGGGCUAGCCCUAGCCUUCCCACACACCCACCUUCUUACGCCAUUCUGCAGUGCCUGUUAUACAGGAAGGUCAUGGAGUACUUUACAGACUGCACAGAGCAGGGCAAGAGGGAAGCAGUGGGUAAAUACCUGUGGCAGCAGAGAUGCAAUAACAGCUGGGAAGGAGUGGGUCAGUAAUACAGCAGCACACCAAAUAAUCAAGAGACUAAGGCAGGAGGAAUCACCAAUAUUCCUGGUAUUCAGAAAGACACUCUGUAAUUACAUAGCUGAAAUUUGGGUAGGACUCCAAACUCUUUGUCCUUAUUGAAGUGCCUAGCAAUCUCUAAUGAGCCCAAAGGGUCGCAGCCACGAGUUUAUAACUCUGGAAGAUGGCACCAUCAGCAGAAUAGCUUUCAGGUAAGCUGGCUGGGUAGAGGAGCAGUACUCACAGUGAAUCACAGCACUGUCUGCAGUUCAUCGCAUUGCUCAUCCAUCACUGGAUGAGAGUCCUGCUUGUUUGUGUUGAUGAGUUGCAGCAAGACCCCAGCCAGAAUUAGUUAUAUACAUAUAAUUAUAUAUAUACACACACAUACACGCACACUGAGUAAUUAUACUUAGCUGUAUUAAAUCGAGCAUCUUUCUUCCAAGGAAAAGGGGCAAGAAACUUGCCAGACGAAAUACAUUACAUGCACUCACCUGCUGCAUUGACAACACAGCCCUGCGGUGACAGGAGACAGUGGGAAUGGGAUGAAGAAGGCACGGCCUUCUCCCUACUCUUCCACCACUGAACUUCCUUAAACUCCUUUCACCGCUUUAAAUGGUCCCUGCAGCAGACUCUCUUUUAGGGACUCAGCUCUACUGAGAGAGAGGUACCAAAGAGGUAUAAAAUUACUGCCAUUGCUGUGAUGUAGUGCUGACUUCGGCCUACAGGCUAUUCUUAUGGUACUGCCGUCCCUUUUCACCCCGUACACCUAACACUUAAGAAGUGGCAGGACAAUGGAGUUUGGUUUUCCUACUUGGACUGUUCCAUUAUAGAUACAACUUCCGUUUACACUAUGCCUUUUACUGAAAAGCCUUGAACUGUUCAAAAACACAACUCAAACCCGCUGAACUCAGAGGGGCUUACGCGCAAAGAGAUUUGAAAUAAACUAUUAAAUUCUUUUUCA